Chaetura pelagica (chimney swift) is the source of this 846-nucleotide messenger RNA. It is a transcript of the gene ABHD10, whose product is annotated as abhydrolase domain containing 10. The transcript is spliced from 5 exons. Gene Ontology annotation, biological process: protein depalmitoylation. Bases 1 to 846 code for a protein of 281 amino acids. The record is from RefSeq and is a predicted model, not a curated record. Gene Ontology annotation, cellular component: mitochondrion. NCBI's taxonomy places the organism in Eukaryota, Metazoa, Chordata, Aves, Apodiformes, Apodidae. Gene Ontology annotation, molecular function: hydrolase activity, hydrolyzing O-glycosyl compounds; palmitoyl-(protein) hydrolase activity.
AUGCGGGGCGAUGCGGGCCCUCCGUCCCCGCAGAGCCUGCGGGGGGUGUUGCGGGGGCUCUUUUUAUUAGUUCACAGGCUGAAAUCAUCGAUCAGCUUUCUUACUCGACCAGAUCGGCCAAAACUUGCUUAUCAUAAACUAAAAGGCAGGAAUCCAGGGGUUAUUUUCCUUCCAGGCUUUAAUUCAAAUAUGAACGGUCAGAAAGCAACUGCCCUUGAAGAUUUCUGCAACUCUCUAGGUCAUGCCUUCGUCAGAUUUGAUUUUACAGGAUGUGGAAGUUCAGAUGGUAACCUUGAGGAGUGUACAAUUGGGAAGUGGAGAAAUGAUGUUCUUUGUAUACUGGAUGAACUUACAGAUGGACCACAGAUUCUGGUGGGCUCCAGCUUGGGUGGAUGGCUGAUGAUUCAUGCUGCAAUAGCACGACCAGAAAAAGUAGCUGCUCUAGUUGGAGUAGCUGUAGCAGCAGACCAUCUCAUAACAACUUUUAAGAAGCUUCCAAUUGAGGCACAAAAAGAAAUAGAAGAAAAAGGUGAAUGGAAGUUUCCAACAAAGCACAAUGAGGAAGGGUAUUACUCCUUGACAUACAACUUUAUAAGAGAAGCAGAAAAUCACUGUGUGCUAAAUAGUCCUAUUCCCAUAACGUGUCCCAUCCGACUCAUUCAUGGCAUGAAGGAUGAUGACGUCCCUUGGCAGAUCUCUAUGCAAGUUGCUGAUCGUGUUUUGAGCAAGGACGUGGAUGUCAUCCUCCGCAAAAGCGGCCGGCAUCGCAUGAGCGAGAAGGAGGAUACAAAGCUUCUUGUGAACACUGUUGAUGAUUUAAUUGACAAGCUGGCAACACUAGCAUAA